AUGGCGCCUGACUACCACAUGCUCGACGUCAAACAGCUCCAGGCCGAGAUCUACAGGCGAAGCCAACUUCCAAACUCGAAACAAGAAUGCAUUCAGCUUCUCGAGGAACUUGAUCGCAAGUCGGUGUUCCGAUUUCUGGAUCUGCCACCAGAGAUGCGCAACCGGGUCUAUGAGGCGCUGCUUGUAGACGACCGGGGCAGACGUCGCGCGACACCACAACUACUGCGGACCCGUCAACAGAUCAACAACGAAGCCAAGGGCCUGUUGUACACGUCUAGCUCGCUCACACUUGACGCCACCUUCUGGGUUUCCGACAACGUCUGGGCAAAAGGUGGAGAACGUGAACGCCGAGAGCUCACUGACGAUGACAGCGAGUGGAUCAGUUGGCACGGCAAGAAUGAUGUCGAGAAGGAGUACCUAGCAGCGCAGGGCUACUCCCCUCCCUCGUCACCGCGCUUGAAUCCUGUGGACCCGGAUGAGACAAAGGACGACCCGCGCUACUACCGCCCUUGCCUGAUCAACGGCGACUGCACCUUUGGACCGAUCGCUGCACAGCUAUCCUUGCGAGCUGCGACCAAGUUCUGGCCUCGCAAGAUCUACGAAAUCCCAAUCAUCAAGCUUAGCGUAACCCUAGCGCUCGAUCCAGUCUUCUCGACCCAGGAUACUGUGCCAAACUUCCUCACCUUUAACCACUUCAUCUACUCCCUAGUCUCGAGCCUCAGUGCCUCGACCAAGCCGCAGGAACUCGUCUUGGCCAUCACCGACGGAGGCCUCUGCUCGAGUCGAGAUCUACAAGAUUACCUCUAUCCCCUUGGCAAGCUACCUCAAAACAUUGAUCUUGACAUCAUCACGGACCCCCCAGCAAACCUCGAGUGGAUUGAGCAACUCCGCAGCGACAAGGAUCCAAGCUUGAAGUACGACCUCCUCGCAGAUUGCGUACAACUAGACGAACACAUGAGGAGUAUCACAAUGCCGAAGACCUCGCGUGGCCACCCAUACCUAGCUGAGAGUGCGGCACGUUCGGUGAGGGGCUACAUCAAUCGGAUGCUUGGCGGGCUGGACUGGGGCUCCAUCGACGAGGAGGACGAGCGUAAUUGCUUCAAGGCGGUGGCGCUCACGGAGGAAGCUAUCAAGCAUGUGCCGGGCCAGGCGGCGCGUAAAGCAGCGUGGGUGGCAAAGAUGCGGGUCAUGGUGGCGGAACUGAAGGGGGUUUCGAGAGAGUAUUGGUGGUCGUGGGAUGCGAUUCGGGAGGAAGCUGUAGAUGAGUAG
Molecule: messenger RNA, 1269 nt
Organism: Fulvia fulva
Lineage: Eukaryota; Fungi; Ascomycota; Dothideomycetes; Mycosphaerellales; Mycosphaerellaceae
Exons: 2
Coding region: 1-1269 (422 amino acids)
Source: RefSeq, a predicted model, not a curated record